Molecule: messenger RNA, 1204 nt
Organism: Olea europaea var. sylvestris
Lineage: Eukaryota; Viridiplantae; Streptophyta; Magnoliopsida; Lamiales; Oleaceae
Product: pyridoxal phosphate homeostasis protein-like
Exons: 7
Coding region: 68-898 (276 amino acids)
Cellular component (GO): intracellular anatomical structure
Molecular function (GO): pyridoxal phosphate binding
Source: RefSeq, a predicted model, not a curated record
CACCCUCCCGCAUUGUUACCAUUGUGUUCCGUAUAAAUUUAGGCUGAAAUUAUGCUAAUAAAGCAAAAUGAAAAAUCCAGAAGCAGAGACAAUAGGGAACACACAAGAUUCCUCUUCUGAUAGAGUAGUCGAUCAAUCAUCAUCGUCAGGAUCAGAAAUGGCGGCGGCAUCCGCCAUGGACGGCGUGGCCGCGGCUGCGCUGCGGUCCGUGCUCCAGCGCGUCCACCAGGCUGCCGAGCGCUGCGGUCGUAGGUCGAACCGGAUCCGGGUGGUGGCCGUGAGCAAGACCAAGCCCGUUUCCCUCCUUCGCCAAGUCUAUGAUGCCGGCCACCGCUGCUUCGGCGAGAAUUACGUCCAAGAAAUCGUCGAGAAAGCCCCUCAGCUGCCAGAUGAUAUAGAGUGGCAUUUUAUUGGGAAUUUGCAGAGCAAUAAAGUCAAGCCGCUUCUCAAUGGUGUACCAAAUCUUGCCAUGGUGGAGUCUGUAGAUGAUGAAAAGAUCGCUAACCAUCUUGACCGUGUAGUUGGAAACAUUGGAAGAAAACCUCUGAGAGUAAUGGUCCAAGUGAACACUAGUGGAGAAGAAUCUAAACAUGGUGUUGAUCCUGCCAGUUGUGUCGAACUUGUCAAACAUGUUGCUUUGGGCUGCCCAAACCUUGAAUUUUCUGGCCUGAUGACAAUAGGAAUGCUGGAUUAUACGUCUACUCCUGAGAAUUUCAAGACAUUAGCACAAUGUCGAAGUGAGGUCUGCAAGGCACUUGGAAUAGUGGAAGAGCAAUGUGAGCUGUCAAUGGGCAUGUCUGGUGACUUUGAGCUUGCUAUUGAAAUGGGCAGUACUAAUGUUAGAAUUGGAUCUACCAUAUUUGGAGCAAGGGAAUAUCCGAAGAAACAGUCAAACUAGCUUCUUCUACGUGUCACCCAAAUCAGCCAUCACGGCAGAGCUGCUUUAGUUUCUUUGUCGUUGAAUUAAAAUAUGAGAAUUAUUUUGGCAAAUUCAUGUGGUGAUUCUUGUUUUCAAGUUUCCAAUACUGCUGCUAGCGUGUAAAACAUGAAUUAAACUGUCUUGUUUCUGAAGAUACCAUGGGGCGGUAUGUUAAAAAAUUGGUUUGCGUACAUUCCAUGUACAGAUCUUUUUGUUUGGGGAAAGGAUAAUGUUGUAUUGUAUCGAAUUUUUUGACACUUCUCAAGUCUGGUUGGCAUCUGAUUA